Messenger RNA from Iphiclides podalirius (scarce swallowtail), 405 nucleotides. The record is from the annotation of a GenBank genome assembly. Lineage: Eukaryota; Metazoa; Arthropoda; Insecta; Lepidoptera; Papilionidae.
AUGAUUACGACACGAACGACACGCCGCGAGUACCAGGGCGGCAGCGGCGGCAGGCGGCGGAGUAAAUUAGGCGCGCGGCGGACUCUCGACGCGGAGCUCGCACCCGUCGCGCGCACUCAGCGAUAUUGUUAUCGGCCCGCCUCGCUCGCAGAUAGGGCUGUCACUGAUUUUAUUAUCGAUAUGUACAACGUGCUUACAUUCAAUUCUCAAUACUUUGUGAAUAAUAAUAGUAUCAAGUGCGUUGAAGCCGACGCCGCGUCGCCCAAUGAAUCAGCGGGCGGCAACGGAGCCGUCGCGCCCGCGCCCGUGCCGCAACGUCCCGUAAGCGCGCGUGAAACCUCACCCACCUCUGCGCUCCUGGUACUUAUUGGGUGUAGGCAGAGCCCUCUUAUGGUCAUGCUGUGG